Messenger RNA from Fopius arisanus, 540 nucleotides. Its product is annotated as selenoprotein M-like. Lineage: Eukaryota; Metazoa; Arthropoda; Insecta; Hymenoptera; Braconidae. Gene Ontology annotation, molecular function: oxidoreductase activity. The transcript has 3 exons. The record is from RefSeq and is a predicted model, not a curated record. Bases 92 to 424 code for a protein of 110 amino acids. Gene Ontology annotation, cellular component: endoplasmic reticulum lumen.
UGUGAUUGGUCAUUGGUCUAGACUCCAAAAGUGAAAUAAUCGUUCGAACGUGAGAUAUUUGGCUGCCAAAAAAUUCGAAUAAAAAAUUGCAAUGAAGGUGAUUUGCUUUGUGGUUCUUCUCGGAAUUUUUGCAGGAGCUUCUGCAAGUGGAAGUGCUUAUGUUCGUGCAGUUGUUGAGAGCUGCUCUGGUUGUUCACUGAAACGUCUUCCUGACGUCAAGCAAUUCAUCUUCGAAGAUCUGCCACUCUAUGAUCGAACGGAAUUCAAACACAUCCAGGGAGCAGUUCCUGAGCUCGUCCUCUACGAUAAUAACAACGAAGAAGUCGAACGUUUGCAGCUGUCGAGACUCACCAGAGAGGAAUGCAACGAUCUCCUCCAGGCGAAGGGUUUCCCUCGAAACAAACGAUCCAAAGACGAGAUCUAAAUCAACUUAAAAAUACAAAUAAUUCCUUCCAUCUUCUCACCAACAAUUCAAUUGAAAUGUUUUUAUAUUUUAUUUUAUAGACAAAUGAAAUUGCACAAUAAAGUCAUUCAAUCUCA